UCCCCUGUACGUUGUGUGUGUAUGGGUAGGCGAAGCGGUUUACAUUUUUUGCGGUCUGGUGAUCUCGUGAUCGCCUCCCCCGCCGUACGGUAAAUAGUUCCUCCUUCCUUCUCUCCCCUCUCCGCGACUCCAGACCGUCGCUAUCGCUGUUUGUUUGUUUGUUUGUUUGUCUGUGUGUAUACUAAGGUGUUCCCGAGGUAUUGAGUCACCCCCCUCAAGCACGUGUGUCCGGGUGUGUUAUUAUUUACACGUGCAGGGUGAGGUGUGAGUCAUACCUUAUUUUACACCUGUCGGACGGACGCUGUGAUCAUUGUACGUCAUUCAGGUGUAACCUUAAGAUCAAAUCCUCAGGAAUGACAGCCACACAUUUAGUUGCACCUGAGAGUCUCCAGCAAAGCCAUUUGUAAUGAGACAGUUUCCAGCGAGGUGAACCACCUCAGAACACACCACCAGUGUUAACUACCAGCAGCGGUCGCCAUGGCGCAGGGCGUGGCCAGUAGCCAUGGCAACCUGCGCAUGUUCGAGGAGCUGUGUCGGCGGUUCCAGGAGGUACCGCAGGCCGUGGUCGUGGAGGUCAUGAGGAAGAACGGGAGCAACUUUGAGCUGUGCUGCCAGGACCUUCAGCAGGAGAGUGGGAAGUACCUGUACGGGGACUUCCAGAUGGCGGGGGACAACGCCAUGAGUAAUCACAUGAAGCAGUUAACCAUAGGAAAACCUGACGACCACAGCCAGAGACACCCGUUGCACCACUGUGCAAGCACUCCGGCGUUCAUGCCUACAGGGAACCAACAGGGAACUUUUCACGAGGACGUUCACACGGCGCCCGUCUUGCCGACGGGGCAGAAUCCGUUUCUUGCGUCCAUGAGAUCGCCGCAGCACGUGCCGAGAUACGGUCCGACGGUGCAAAUGUACGCGGCACAGUUUCCUCAAGGAGGGAACCAUUACGUAGGGACAAUGCCUCCAGGGUACGGCCAGUCUUCAGGCAGGAGUACUCCGAGCCCUGCCCCCACCCCUCCUCCAGCCAACCAACAACAGAUCUCCCCACAGACCCCACAGACCCCACCCCAGGUCCACUCCCCACCCCCCUCACAGAUGCACACCCCCUCUCCCCAGGAACAGAGACCCUCCCGUAGUCAAACGAACUCUCCCUUUCCCCCCAUGAUGUACCAACAGCUCACCUCUCCUCAACAACAACUUCCCAUGUACUUCCAGCAACUACCCUACCCGAUGAUGUCCCCACCCCAGGGAUACCCUCCCCAGGGGUCCUUCCCCUCCCCCCAGGGGCAGUAUGGAGGGGUCUUCACCUCCCCGCAGGGGCAGCUCCCCCCACACCCCACGGUCGUGCCGGGAUUUUACCAGCAGUACGGACCUCCAGGGGGCCAGCAGGGGCAGUUCAUGUCGGGUCAGUGGAACCAGGUUCCGCCUGGGUAUGGCACCAUGUACGACAGACGGAUGUCCGGAGGGAGCGAGAGUUCAGGUCAGGGGUCACCUUCCCAUGUUCCCCAGCUCCCGCCCUGGAACUUCCAACAGCAGCAGCAGCCGCCACAGCAACAGCAGCAGGCGUGGCACGGAGGUCAAGGUCAAAUGUUUCCAAGGGCGCACAGCCCGUACCACAGAACGGACUCCCCGCGUGGCGGGCAUUUGGACACCCACUGGUCGCCCAAACAUUCGCCAAGGAGCCAGAGUCCGAGCCCGGGUAGGGGAGGGUGGACGGGCGGACAAUACGGCGCGACACAGGCGCACCAGUACACCCCUCCUGGGCAGCACGGCCAAGGUCGCCACCACGGCCACUACCAGCGCUCGCCCUCCUCCCAGAACCAGUAUUCCAGUCUGAACCUGGCGCACGGUUACCACCCGUCCCAGCAGCCCUCCAAAACACAGUCUCCGCGCAGCUCUCUCGUCUUCACCCAGCCUCUACACGUCCCCACGCAAUCAACCUACUCCUCCCCCGGGCGACCGGCCAUGUCAAUAACAACACCAACGUCCAAUAACUCCACACCGACCCCGACAAAAACGCCCAGUCAACCCAACCUGUUAACGCCGGAGCAUCCGGAAGAGCUGCGCUCGGAAACGGGAACGCCCCCGCCCCCCAUCCUCCCGGUGAUCUCCCCUGCCUCCAGCCACAGUAGCCUGUCGUCAGCGGAGAGCAGAGACAGAGGACAGAGGCCCAGCACCAGUAAUGACAACUAUGCAUACGAGCAGGCAUUGCUGCUGCACCAGAGAGCCAGGAUGGAGAAGUUGCAUAAAGACUGGAACGGGGAGAAACAGAGACUAGCGCAGGUCCGCGCCGAGGUGGACGAGAUGGAACGUGACCUGCAAGACCGCAGAAAACGUAACGCAACCUCCAAAUGUCCCACGGUAAGUAACGCAACCUCCAAAUGUCCCACGGUAGAAGAGAUUGUGCGUAAGCGGGAGCACAACCGGCAGCUGCAGAUAGAGAUAGACUGUAUGACAAAGGAGACUGACCUGCUACAACAGAGUAGAUACUACGUAUCGGACCCAGUAGAUGUGCCGAACUUCUACGCUAACCUUGGCGCCACGGGACAGCUGGGCCCCGUUCCCCCGCCUAGCGCCGCAUCACAACACAGACGAAACCUGUCGAGCUCCUCAGCACCCGAAGGUGGCGUUACAGAAAGGGAGGGGGAGGGGGGAUGGCAGAUGGUGAACUAUACUGCAGAAGCACCCAACCCGAGCGCAGCCCCCGAGGAAGCGGAGGGUCCACAGUGGAACUGUCGAGCCUGCACCUUCCUCAACCAUCCACAACUAGACAAAUGUGAAAUCUGCGAGAUGCCCAGAGUUAUAUGAAGACGCUCGCUGUAGCUAACAAAAAUCCUUACAGACUCCACGAACUUGUGUGCAACAGGGGAAGGGGAAUCUUCCCGCGGCUUUUAAGAAGAAAAUGUGAUAACAUUUAUUAUGUACGUCUCUGUCUACAUCUGCUCCAAGACCCAGCAAGCUGCGCUGAAGGAACGGAAUCGUCCCAACUUCGGAAGACACGUCCAAAGGAGACUGACUGAUCGCGACAGGCUACCAGAACAGGGCUGGCACAGAAAGGCUGCUCCCCGGAAAGCAGUGAAAAUGAAGCUGCCUUGCCUGCAGAAUGUAAAAUGCGUCUCUGUUGCAACGCAAGCAAAGAUCAUGGUCAACAUACUAAGGAGCACACGUUCUUACAAGACUGUCUUGUACACAAGAGGCUGCAAUGACAGAAAUGCUGCUGUAAGAAAGGCAAGUAAAACAAGCCUGGGACACGACAGAAAGCCAAGAAAGCUUGAACUGUAUCGCAGCUGAAAGAGGAAGGCCAGACGAUGACUUGUGCUAAAGGAAAAGACUUUGUUCGUCUGUAGACUGUUUUUGUGGUGCACAGAUUAGAACGGAAAUGUCUUGUAACACAGAAACAUGUGGGGAUUUCUUCGCACUUCAGACAGGAGAAAAUUUAUUUAAAUGUGGACCUGAUAAUUGGCUUCUUCUGGAUUCUCCAAGGACGAAAAGAACUUUUAUACGGCAUAUUACCCUGAUGCGAUUGAAAAGCUGAACUCAAACUUAACUGGUUUUAAAAGAAAUUUUAGCCACAAUGACACAAUGCUGGUCUCUGUGUUGCCAAAUACAGAACAAUACCUGCAGAAGGGUUAACCUUCUUAAUACUAGUUACAAAGCCUAGCGGUCAAACUUCAAAAGUUUAACGGAUUGAAAGCCAAUGGAUUUAUACCAAGUAUAUGUAUGUCAACUGUGGGAGACCCAAUACUCAGUGUAGUAUCUACAUGAAUGAUAGGUAACACCAUGGGGAUUUUUUUUACUGAUGUGCAGAAGGUCGUCCACUUUCUCAUGCCAACUCUACAAAACUUCUGCUCAGUUUUGUUUGUGGGACUGGUUCAAACUGGAUUGAGAUGUGGAAGUGUGUUUUCAGGGUCUGUGUCUAAGUUAAUGUUCCAUGAUCAUUUCUGUACUCUCACCUUUUGCAUGACACAGCUUUUGUUGUGUUAUCAAUUCUGUGUACAGGUAUGUGAUGUCACAGUGUACACACAUUUGGCAUGUGUCAUCAAUUUUGUACUCUGGUUUGGGUGUGUCAUGGCAUCCUGACGAAGGCUUACUUAGUCUCCAUUUUUCUCCACCUCUGAUAAAGAUCUGAUGGGUUAAAAUCUGCACCAUUUUGGUUUUUCAGCUUCCCAAAACUUGCUGAAGGGGGUAAAGAUUUAACAAAACACAGUAUUUUCUUGUCAAAUUUUGUUGCAUCACAUAAACUUGCAAUAAUUUAUUUAUGAAUUAGCAAAAUCUGUAAGCCCCCACCUUUCCAUUAUACACAAGCGGAAAGAUGAAGUAAAGACCUCGCAGAAGAAAGAUGCAAGACAAAAUAGUUCAUAACAGACAUUGAUCAAAGACAUGUCUGUAAAAAAGGAAAAAUUAGUUGCUCCAAUGUCUUUGCUCAGUGCCUGUUAUUGAAUGCCUGCCCAUGAGUACAAGCAAGAUAAAAUGGGUGACAUUUGAUUACUUCCAGGACUCCUAUACUCACUGCCAUGAUGAUUAUGUCAAGGCAUUGAGUAUAGGAGCCCUGGUAGUAAUUGGAUGUCACCCAGGCUACAAGCAAGAAGCUUUCCUUUUUGUUUGCAGAAAUGUAGACUGAAAAAUAAGAUUCAGUAUUUCCUUUAUAACUUGACAAUGACUCUACAUGUGUUGCUGAAGAAGGUAUUCUGUUCGCUCUUGCUGGGUCGAACGAAAAAAAACAACUUUCGUCUGGACAAAGGUAUAUUUUCUGGUAGUAUAAGAUCCUAGCUGUGUAUGAUAUGAAUAACGACGCUGCUUAAGUAUAACAAAAUUGCUCAAAGUGAAUUAAGUCUGGGGAAAGAAUGUAAAUCUAUGAAGCCAUCCUGGAGUCCAGGAUCUGAGUUUCCCUUGCUUGUAUACAUGUAAAGCUUGUACAUGUACUUUCAAUUUCUAUACUAGGAGAUAGAUGUAAAAUAAAGACAUUGUUUAGCUCA
Branchiostoma floridae (Florida lancelet) is the source of this 4973-nucleotide messenger RNA. RefSeq names its product TGF-beta-activated kinase 1 and MAP3K7-binding protein 3-like. The record is from RefSeq and is a predicted model, not a curated record. Bases 478 to 2805 code for a protein of 775 amino acids. NCBI's taxonomy places the organism in Eukaryota, Metazoa, Chordata, Leptocardii, Amphioxiformes, Branchiostomatidae. The transcript is spliced from 8 exons.